Lampris incognitus (smalleye Pacific opah) is the source of this 2217-nucleotide messenger RNA. RefSeq names its product interleukin 1 receptor accessory protein-like 1b (gene il1rapl1b). The record is from RefSeq and is a predicted model, not a curated record. The coding region runs from base 1 to 2154 and encodes 717 amino acids. The transcript is spliced from 11 exons. Gene Ontology annotation, biological process: signal transduction; negative regulation of exocytosis. Lineage: Eukaryota; Metazoa; Chordata; Actinopteri; Lampriformes; Lampridae.
AUGAAAGCCCCCAUCCCUCUUGUGCUACUGCUGUACCCCGUGGUGGUCCAGUGCCUGAAAGUGGUGUCAAAGAGAGGCUCAGUCGACGGCUGCACGGAUUGGUCGGUGGACUACUUGAAGUACAAAGUGCUUUUGGGGGAACCUGUACGGAUUAAGUGCGCUUUAUUCUAUGGAUAUAUCCGAGCCAACUACACCCAUGCGCAGAGCGCCGGACUUAGCCUCAUGUGGUACAAAAGUUCGGGGCAUGGGGACUUUGAGGAACCCAUCAGUUUCGACGGCAUGAGGAUGAGUAAGGAGGAGGACGCCAUAUGGUUUCGACCGGCCGAGCUGGAAGACGUGGGACACUACUCCUGCGUGCUGAGGAACUCAACAUACUGCAUGAAGGUGUCCAUGUCCCUGACGGUGGCGGAAAAUGACACGGACCUGUGCUAUAACUCCAAAAUGAGGUUCUUUGAGAAGGCGGAAUUAAGCAAAAGCAAAGACAUCUCCUGCCCGGGCAUCGACGACUACAUGCAGCCUGGAGUGGAGCCUGAGAUUGUGUGGUACAAGGAGUGCAAGCCAAAGCAGUGGAGACAGACCAUAGUAAGGAGGAGAGACACGCUGUCCAUCAAGGAAGUGCGGGAGGAUGACAUUGGGAAUUAUACUUGUGAACUGCAGUUUGGAAGCUUUGUCGUACGGAGGACUACAGAGUUAUCCGUCACAGCCCCUCUGACGGACAAGCCCCCCAAAAUCCUGUACCCUUCCGAGAGCCAGACCAGCAUCAUGGAGAUGACGCUAGGGACUCCUGUCAACCUGACGUGCCGAGCGUUCUUCGGCUACAGCGGAGACGUCAGUCCGCUCAUCUACUGGAUGAAGGGGGAGAAGUUCAUCGAAGACCUGGACGAGGAGCGGGUUCAGGAGAGCGACAUCAAGACAAUCCGGGAGCACCUGGGAGAACAGGAGGUGUCCAUCUCUCUCACCAUCGACUCCCUCGAGGAGGGCGACCUGGGCAACUACUCCUGCUACGUGGAGAACGGCAAUGGGCGACGGCAGGCCAACAUCCAGCUGACCAAGAGAGCGGAGUUAAUGUACACGGUGGAGCUGGCGGGGGGUCUGGGAGCCAUCUUGCUGCUGCUAAUCUGCCUGGUGACCCUCUACAAGUGCUACCGGAUCGAGCUCAUGCUCUUCUAUAGGAACCACUUUGGCAGUGAGGACGUGGACGGAGAUAACAAGGACUACGAUGCUUACCUGUCCUAUACCAAAGUGGACCCAGACCAGUGGAGCCAAGAGACCAGGGAGGAAGAACGCUUCGCCCUGGAGAUCCUCCCCGACGUCCUGGAGAAGCAUUAUGGGUAUAAACUCUUCAUUCCAGACAGGGACUUGAUCCCCACAGGAAGUUUCACCAAUGAUCAUUUCCAGGAUGACACGAGACUACUUAGAGCCUACAUCGAGGAUGUGGCGCGCUGCGUGGACCAGAGCAAGCGCCUCAUCAUCGUCAUGACGCCCAACUACGUGGUCCGCCGGGGCUGGAGCAUCUUUGAGCUGGAGACGCGGCUGCGCAACAUGCUGGUGACCGGCGAGAUCAAGGUCAUCCUGAUCGAGUGCGCCGAGCUGCGCGGCAUCAUGAACUACCAGGAGGUGGAGGCGCUCAAGCACACCAUCAAGCUGCUGACGGUCAUUAAGUGGCGCGGCCCCACCAGCAAUAAGCUCAACUCCAAGUUCUGGAAGCAGCUGCAGUACGAGAUGCCCUUCAAGCGCAUGGAGCCCCUCAGCAUCUCCCACGAGCAGGUGCUGGACGUGAGCGAGCAGGGCCCCUUCGGCGAGCUGCAGACCGUCUCGGCCAUCUCCAUGGCGGCCGCCACCUCCACCGCCAUGGCGACGGCGCACCCGGACCUGCGCUCCACGUUCCACAACUCGUGCCACAGCCAGACGCGGCAGCAGAAACACUAUUACCGUAGCUACGACUACGACCUGCCCGCCGGCGGCACGCUGCCGCCGCUCUCGGCAACGCUCGGCAGCCAGCACACCUACUGCAACAUCCCCAUGACGCUUAUCAACGGGCAGAGGCCGCAGUCCAAGUCGCCACGACAGCAGAGCCUGGAGGAGACGCACGCCAACAACGCCAUGCUGCCGCUGCUGCCACGCGAGACCAGCAUAUCCAGCGUCAUCUGGUGACGGCGGAGCGAGGGCAGCGACGCGGCGAGGCCGGAGGCACGUCACGAAGCAAGAAGAAGGCGG